AUGAGUUUUUUUAACGAGCCUUAUGAUGUGCAACUCGUUCUAGGACUAACUCUCGUCGGAGUCCCGAAUUCAUGGGAUGACGUCACGUUGGUUGGGUAUAUGAAGAGUUACAGUUAUGCUUUUGGGUCAAAUGAGGUCUCAAUAAUGUCGGUGUUUAUAGAAAAUACAGUCAGUUCGGAACGUAAAGCACACAUCACUUGCAAUAAUCUCUACUCAAAACAGAAAUUACUGAAGAUAAGACUAAUUCCUGUGAUUUGCGGUGAAGAGAGUAAAUAUUGUCAAAUAAUUACUGUUAGGCCUUACUGUUUUUGGAUGUCCUUUAAACCUGAUUCCUACCCAGUACCUUACAUGCUUCCAAAGUAUGGCUCCCAGGACCUCUCCUACGAAGUUGUCGAGGCGAAGAUGUUGUUACAUAAAAACAAUAUUCACCCGUCAAUUGUUACUUGUCUCAUGGAAUUCAAUUUAUUACCUAAAGGGUUUAAUUUAGAUGGAGGAUAUUGGUGUGCCUCAGAUGCCAUAGCAAUUUGGCUAAGUUUAAAGGACGAAAACGUGACAUUGUUCAACUUUUUGGAGGAGAUGUUGUCAAAGAUAAAGAUGACGGCAUCGACAUUUCAGCCAUAUUCAUACGAAUUAGAUGACGAAUCAGUUUACUCCUCAAGAUGGGACCAACUCGUAAUACAGUACAAUAAUGAUUUGUUAUGGCCUUGGGAUGAUAUUAAUCCACAGAAAAAAUUAAACAUUACGCACAAAGGAAGAAGGAGGAAUAAGAAGAUAGGUUGUAUAAGGUAUGAAAGCAGUAGGAAGAGAUGGGUGGUUGACUUAUCAUUAGAUGGUCGUAGGUUACAGAAGUGUUUCCACGAGUCAUACUAUGGACUGGUAGGUGGUUUAGCAGAGGCGUUAAAGUGGCGUUUGGAGUACCUUGUUAACAACAAUAGAGUUCCAACACCAGAGUCUGAACUUAAGAGCACCUCAGACUUGUUCGACAAAAUCUUGCAAAUCAAUGUGGAUGGCAGCCAGAAAUUGCUACUAAUUGAGGUGUUAAAGAGGCCAAUUGAGGGAUUCGAACAAUACAGACCAAACGAACAAAUCGAACAACUUAUCGCAGAAAAAAUACAACAGAUCAAUAACUCAAAUAACCUUUCAAAUUAACAUUUUAC
Molecule: messenger RNA, 1157 nt
Organism: Theileria parva strain Muguga
Lineage: Eukaryota; Apicomplexa; Aconoidasida; Piroplasmida; Theileriidae
Exons: 5
Coding region: 1-1149 (382 amino acids)
Source: RefSeq, a predicted model, not a curated record